Eucalyptus grandis is the source of this 1513-nucleotide messenger RNA. RefSeq lists its product as uncharacterized. Bases 187 to 1257 code for a protein of 356 amino acids. The transcript is spliced from 2 exons. The record is from RefSeq and is a predicted model, not a curated record. NCBI's taxonomy places the organism in Eukaryota, Viridiplantae, Streptophyta, Magnoliopsida, Myrtales, Myrtaceae.
GAUGAACUGUUUCUUGUUUCGGUCGAGAUUUUCGAUGAAUUUAAUGUUUUUGGGUUUAUCGAGGAUAGUCCGUCCCGUCUCCUUGCGCCUCUAAAAGCCCACCGGAGGAGCAAGCUUUGCGGCCGGUCUUCGUCGGGACAGCCGAGAAUUUACAAGUGCCUAGUGGGAAGGUAUUAACAGUCUAGAAUGUCAAAGGACAGUACGGUCCGUUCCAUUGUUGACCAUGGGUCUUCAGCAGCUCCUGAUCCCUGCUCCUCCCAGCAAAUUAAGUUGCUCGAGUCCAACAACCCAGUUGAUUUAGCUGAAAACAUCAGAGAAUGGGAGGAAGCUAGGUGCCCCAUUUGCAUGGAGCAUCCUCACAACGCUGUCAUCUUGAAAUGUUCAUCUCAGGGAUGCCAGCCAUACAUGUGCAACACUAGCCACCACCAUUCUAAUUGUCUCGAUCAGUUCAAUAAUAGAUCACCAGUUCUGUCUCCCUCAAUAGCAUUACCUAGUAGUAUUGUUCUGUGUGGGAGUGAUUUGGACUCAAAGCUUGUCUGCCCUUUAUGUAGAGGGAAGAUACUGGGUUGGGAUGUCAGUGAGGCUGCUCGCCAGUACAUGGAUUCCAAACCAAGGAGUUGUUCCCUGGAGACUUGUAUGUUCACUGGGACUUACUCAGAAUUAACGAAGCAUGCUAGAUCUGAGCACCCACAUAUGAGGCCAUCGGAGGUGGAUCCGUCACGGCAGCAUGAUUGGACGAGGUUGGAACAGGAAACAGAUCUCGAAGAUCUCUGGAGCACCCUAGAGUCAGAUUUUAUUGAAGAUGAAAUGUAUGCUGGCCAUUUGUCUAUGACAGAAUAUUGGUUUGAGGAUGAUUGGUCAUCUUUUUUAUCCUGGCCCUUGUAUAGGGCAGAGGUUGGGAAUGCGUUCGUCUUUCAGAGCCUUGGCCAAGGCCGUAGACAGAUGCAUGCUGGCCAUUUGUUUAUGGCAGAAAAUGAAAGUCUGGACCCAAUGCUCCUGCUUGAGGUCGUUUGGUCGUUUAGUUCAUCCAGGGCCUUGUCUGCGGCAGAGAUUGUGAAAGAGCUCCUCUCGCAGAGCCUUGACCGAGGCCAUAGACAGAUGCGAAGUCGAAUGCCGGCGCAGAGGACACCGUGGGGAAGAUAUGGAUAUGAGUCCAAUGGUAGCGUGCGAAGGGCCAACUUCUCGGCCGUGAGGUGUAAUGCCCAGAGGCUUCGGCGGCGGGAUCACAGAUGGUCAGCGUCUAGCAAUAGGUGGUGAUUACUAGAACAAGGUCUUUUGAGGAUGCGGAAUUUGGCGAUUGGAACGUGACAGCGCGCUUUGAUUAGGUCUGUGAUGGUGGUACAUUGUCCUCUCGCAACAUAGAAUCAGUGCAUUGCCAUGCAUUUUUUUAUUCUCUCUUCUAAUCAUAUGGUUAGCUUACCUGGUAACUUUCCCUCAGUAUAUAUAUUGAUGUUCCAGUCUUCUUGUACCAAUUUUGCGAAUUUCUUAAUCGCUAAAUUUCAUAUUUACGAUC